Molecule: messenger RNA, 7802 nt
Organism: Amphiprion ocellaris (clown anemonefish)
Lineage: Eukaryota; Metazoa; Chordata; Actinopteri; Pomacentridae
Product: unconventional myosin-VIIa-like
Exons: 48
Coding region: 213-6602 (2129 amino acids)
Cellular component (GO): myosin complex; cytoskeleton
Molecular function (GO): ATP binding; protein binding; cytoskeletal motor activity
Source: RefSeq, a predicted model, not a curated record
GAAGGAUUCUAGAAGACGUCAAGACAAGACGGAGGAAUAAAUGAAGAUCGCUGACUGAAGGAUUAUUAGGUAGACCUUUUUUUGUCAAUGUUACCUUAAAUACUUUGUUGGGUGGUCUUACAGCAAAGUGACAACCAAGAUUUUUUUGGUAUCUACAACUCAACAUAUGGAUUUUUAUUUUGUUUAGGUAGUAGGAAAGAGGCAAAUCGGUGAUGCUGAGAAAGGGGGAAUGGGUUUGGGUGGACUCGGACAUCGGGGUCCCCAUCGGAGCCAGGGUCAAAGAAACACCAUCAGGUCAGCACUUCCUGGUGGACGAUGAGGGGAAGGAGCAGAAACUGUCCCUGGAGCAGGAAGCCUCCCUCCGGAUCAUGCACCCCACAUCGGUAGAGGGGGUGGACGACAUGAUAAAACUCGGGGACAUGACCGAGGCCGGACUCCUCAGAAACCUGCUGCUCAGACACAAACAAGGCCUCAUCUAUACCUACACAGGCUCAGUGCUGGUGGCAGUGAAUCCAUACAAGGAUUAUCCAAUAUAUUCAAAUGACCAGGUGAGGUUAUACCAAGGUCGGAAGCUUGGGGAGCUUCCUCCACACAUCUUCGCCAUCGCCGAAUCCUGCUACUUCAACAUGACUCGCCAUCUCAGGAACCAGUGCUGCAUCAUCAGUGGGGAAUCUGGAGCAGGGAAGACAGAGAGCACUAAACUAAUCCUGCAGUACUUGGCAGCAGUCAGUGGCGAACUCUCUGAGCAGCAGAUUGAAAAGCAGAUCCUGGAGUCCAACCCAAUUCUUGAAGCUUUUGGAAAUGCUAAAACAAUCCGCAACGACAACUCCAGUCGCUUUGGGAAGUACCUGGAGAUCUUUUUCAACAAGGAUGGAGUGAUUGAAGGUGCUCGCGUGGAGCAGUAUCUUUUGGAGAAGUCUCGCGUCUGCCAUCAGGCUCUGGAGGAACGAAACUACCACAUCUUUUACUGCAUGCUGGCAGGAAUAACAGCAGAGGAGAAGAAAAAUCUGAGCCUCGGGAACGCCAAGGAGUAUAAAUUCCUUACAAAGGGUGACUGCAUUCUGUGUGAAGGCAGGGACGAUGCUAAAGACUACGACCGCAUUCAUUCUGCUCUGAAAAUCCUGACUUUCUCAGAAAAGCAGCAUCAGAAAAUCCUCAAGCUGCUUGCAGCCAUAUUACAUCUGGGAAACGUGUCCUUUGAGGCCACUACUGAGAAUAACCUGGAAACCAGUGACGUUAGCACAUCCAAACAUUUCAGCGUUGCAGCGUCUCUACUGGAGGUCCCGAAAUCUUCUCUGGCAACGAGUUUGACCCAUCGCUCCUUUAUGACCAACAAGGAAAGAGUGACUAAACCCCUGAGCUCCGAGCAGGCGUCUGACUGCAGAGACGCCUUGGUCAAGGCAAUCUACAACAAGCUUUUCAUAUGGAUUGCUACGAAAAUCAACAGUGUCAUCUAUAAGAAGUUGACCAACAACCCCAAAAAGUCCUACCUGUCCAUUGGCCUGCUUGAUAUCUUUGGCUUUGAGAACUUCGAAAUAAACAGUUUUGAGCAGCUUUGCAUUAAUUUCGCUAACGAGAAGCUGCAGCAGUUCUUCGUGAGCCACAUCUUCAAGCUGGAGCAGGAGGAGUACCUGAAAGAGGACAUUGUGUGGAAUAACAUCAAGUUCAGUGACAAUCAGAGCAUCCUUGACCUUCUGGCUGGGAAACCCUGCAACCUGCUGGCUCUGAUUGAUGAAGAGAGCCAUUUUCCAAAGGGUUCAGAUUCCACUUUGCUGCAAAAGGUGAACGUGCAACACAAAGGAAGCAAGGUCUACAUUCCCUCCAAGAGUGAACACGACACAGAUUUUGGGAUUUGCCACUUUGCAGGCGCAGUUCACUACAACUCCAAUGGGUUCCUGGAAAAAAACAGAGAUGCCGUCAGUUAUGACAUCAUCAAGAUGGUGGACAUAUCCACCAAUGAGCUGCUGCAUCAGAUAUUCGAGAACGAACUCUCAAACAAUGGGCCGAAAAUGGCUAACAACAGGAAAGUCAUCAUGACACCCAAGAGCUCUCUGCGGGCAAAGGCUGAGAAGCGUAAGCAAGUGCCGACGCUGAGCGGUCAGUUCCGUCAGUCUCUGGACUCCCUCAUGAAGGCUCUGUCUGCCUGCCAGCCUUUCUUCAUCCGCUGCUUCAAACCCAACAACGACAAGCAGUCUGAGCUGUUUGACAGGGAGCUGUGCAUGCGUCAGCUCCGAUACUCCGGCAUGAUGGAUACCGUCCGUAUCCGUAAACUGGGAUAUCCAGUUCAACACACCUUUAAGGACUUCCUGAAUCGCUACCGGGUGCUGCUCAACACGACCAUCUGUAACCCCAAAACUAAAACAGCUGCGGCCUGUUGUGAAGCCAUCUGCAAGGCGACGAUUGAAGGAAAGGACGAGUGGAAAAUAGGCAGAAAUAAAAUUUUCCUGAAGGACUCCCAUGAUGCUGUCCUGGAGCGGCUGAGGGAAACGGAGCUCAGCAGGGUUGCCGUGGUGAUCCAGAGGGUCAUGAUGAUGCGCAAAGACAGAGAGUCUUUCCUGAGGAAGCGAAGGGCGGCUGUGGUGUUGCAGAAGCACUGGAGAGCUCACAGAGCUCAGCAAGUGCAAAGAAAGGUUCAGCGUGGCUUUGACCGUCUGACAUCAAUGAUCCGUAGUCGGCAGCUUCAGUUACAGUACAAGAGACAGCGAGCAGCGGCGCUCACCAUCCAGACCCAGGUACGAGGUUACCAGGCAAGAAAGGAAUUUAAGCAGAAGAGGGAGGCCCUCCGUUUACACCAAGAGGAGGAGGAUGACGUUGCCUUGGAGCUUCAACGGCGACUGGAAGAUAUCGCUGAGUCACAGGUGACUCAGGAGGAACCAGAGUCCUCAUCUGAAAGUGAUUCAAGGAACACGUCGUCCUCUGAACACGAUUCAGAGGAUGGCACACGUCCUUUCCAGCUAAUACCUCCUGUAAUAGUGGUGGAACCUGUAUCUGAAGAUGAGAAGAUGUCAGGGCAGGAGGAGGAAACCUCUUUUGACCCCUCAGAGCUGCAGGAAGCCAUCCCUCGAGCCUGGGCGACACCCAGCCCUUCACUGGAUGAGGACGAGGAUGAGGACGAGAACGAAUUUGAUGAUGAAAAUGACGAAUUUUCAUUCUACAAGUUCAGCAUCCUUCACUUCCAGGACGCUGAUCACAAGCACAUCACCCAGAGACUCAAGAAGUCUCUCCUGACCCACGAUGAUGAGGCUGAUGAACUGGCGUGUCUCACUAUAUCGUGGAUUAUUCUGCGCUUCAUGGAGGACAUACCAGAACCAAAAUCAGCAGAUGUGCUAUCUCAGGCAUCGAGCACCAUGAGCCGUCUGGUGCCUCAGAAGCAGGGCAGGAGGCUGAGCAACCUGGUGGGACUGGACCAGAAAAUACUGAGAAGGAACAAGAAAAAGUCUGAAAGUGGAAACAGAAAAGCCUCAACAAUUCUUGAGGAGCCAGAUAACCUGACAGAAGACGAGGACAUUAUGAUUGGGGAGGGUCCGACGCUGUAUCGGCAACUGUCCCAACUAGAAAAACUCCACAUUAUUGUUGGAUAUGCUAUGUCGAGACCAGGCAUUCGGGAUGAGAUCUACUGCCAGAUCUGUAAGCAGCUGGUGAAUAAUCACAACAGGAGGAGUCGUAGGCUCGGCUGGACUCUCCUCUCCGUCUGUCUUGGGAUCUUCCCUCCGACAAACCUGUUCUUGAAGUGUUUGGAGAAUUUUAUCAGCAAAGGGCUGAGGGAUUACAAAGAGUAUUGUUCUAAUCGCCUAUAUCGUGUCAUAGCCAAUGGAGAAAGGAAGGAGUUACCAUGUUGGGUAGAACUGCAGGCUGCCAAGUCCAAGGCGCCCAUAGAUGCAUCUGUGACUCUAAUGGAUGGUCGUAGUGUCGAUUUACCUCUGGAAUCAGCCUCCACCUCCGCCGAAGUCUGCCAAGCUGUGGCUGACCAGCUGGGUCUCAAAGACACCUACGGAUUCUCCCUGUACAUCAGCCUCUAUGAGAAGAUGUGGUCUCUGAACAGCUGUGAGAAGCAUGUGUUGGAUGCAGUGUCUCAGUGCGAGCAGGAGAUGAGGAGGCAGAACAAGGAGGAGAAGGACGCCCCCUGGAGGCUCUCCAUCCGCAAGGAAAUGUUCGCACCGUGGCACGACUGUUCCCUGGACCCAGUCAGCACAGAUCUAAUCUACAGGCAGGUUAUCAAGGGAAUCAAGAACGGAGAGUACAUGACUGACAAGGAGGAUGAAUGCAUCCAGCUGGCAGCGAUGCACUAUUACAUCCAGUUUGGCUCAGAAUACGACAGAGAGAACGUCCAGAGUGUGGUGGAGGAGUGCAUCCCCACCCACCUGAUUGAGAACAAAUCUAUGACAAAAUGGAUCCAACUCAUCAGCUCACCGCUCUUACAGGGGCCUUAUGCCAGGGAGACACAGGGGAGAGAAAGAGUGAAAGGACAACUGGUGGAAAUGGCCCGACAGAAAUGGACGCUCGACUUCUCCAGGUUUUUUGAAGUUACAAUGAUGUCCGGACCUCCUUUGCCCAAAAGCAGGUUUGUUGUUGCAGUAAACUGGACUGGCAUCUUAUUCAUGGAGAGAAGAGAUAAGAGGCUCCGUGAGAUUCCUUACCUAGAGGUAAAGAAGGUCUCCAUGAUGAGUGAGAACUAUGUCAGCGCCCAGCAUAUGACUCUGACCACAUUCAGAGGAGAGUUCGUCCUGAGAUCUGGGGAAGCAAGAAGCAUGGCAGCAGUGAUGGAGGAAAAUGUGGAAGGGUUGAGACAGCGUUCAGUGUAUGCACUGGCUCAGGAAGCCAUUAAAUCAGAUGACCCCAUGUUCCUGGUUUGUAAACGAGGUGACCUGCUGCUGGUAGACAAAGAUGAAUCCUCACAUGACAGGGAUUGGAUCAGAGCUCGCAACGAGCGGACCGGUGACAGCGGUGCAGUCUAUAAGAGAAUGAUAGAGUAUCUGCCAACCCUUACCAAGCCCACGGAUGCAAUGCUGGAACUGCUCAGUCCGAGCCAGAAGAAACCUUUCGCCCCUGUAAAUACACUUCAGGAGGAAGAAACAGUAGCUCCUGUUUCUUUGAAAGAGUUUGCAUUUGAAUACUUCAGAUCUGCAGGUAAAGAUGCCGGUCGGCCGAAGGGGACCGGCAAGGAGAAACUGUGGGCGUCUUCCAGAGAACCUCUCAAACAGCCGCUGCUGAAGAGUCUGGUCCGUAAAUCAGACCUCAACCACAUGGCCUGCAGCGCCUUCAUUGCUAUUAUGAAGUACAUGGGCGACUACCCCAUCAAACAGAUGCGCAGCCCAAUGGAGCUGACUGACCUGAUCUUUGGUCCAGCCACACAGCACAAAGAGCUGCAGGAUGAGAUCUACUGCCAGAUUAUGAAGCAGAUGACCAGCAACAACAACAGGCUGAGCAUGGAGCGCGGGUGGCAGCUGCUGUGGAUGUGCACAGGCUUGUUUCCGCCCAGUGACAAUUUGAUGGGACACGCUCAGCGCUUCGUGGAAUCGCGACGGAGAGACCUGCUGGCUGCCGGCUGCCUGCAGAGGCUGCUGGAGAUACACAGUAAGGAGCCCAGAAAGCUUCCACCCCACCUCGCAGAAGUGGAAGCCAUCCAACAGAACGUCAUGAAUAUCUUCCAUAAAGUCCACUUUCCAAAUGAAAAGAGUGACAUAUUUGAGGUGGCGUCGACAAUCACAAUCAAAGACCUGUGCUACAGCAUCACCUCUAACCUCAAACUGAGCUCAGCUGAGGGAUAUGGCCUUUACCUGAAAACGCCGACCAAGAUGAUGAGCCUGGAGGAGAACAGAUAUUUCUUUGACUGUCUAAGGCAGAUCACCAGCGUCCCCAAAAAAGGAAAAAAAGUGAAAGAAGGCUCUCCGGCAAACAUUUCGACAAAGGUGAUCUUCAAGAGGAAGCUCUGGUUCAAUGUGAGCCCUGGGAAAGACAUCAUCGCAGAUCUCACUUUCCAUUUCCCGCAGGAGGUGCCCAAGUACCUGCAUGGAUUCCACAACUGCACCAAAGAGAACAUGAUCACCCUGGGCGGGCUGCUGUUCAGAGCCCAAGUAGACUCAGACAGGUCGCAGUUUGUCAUGAUUCCCAGGAUGCUGAAGGGCCUUGUUCCUGCUGACCAGCUGAAGAUCAUGGUUCCUGAAGAAUGGAAGAAGCACAUCAUCUCCUCGUACAACAAGCAGAGUGGCAUGACGGUGCAAGAGGCCAAAAUUACCUUCUUAAGAACUGUUUCCAGUUGGCCAGCGUUUGGCUGUGACUUCUAUGAAGUUAAACAAACAUGUGAACGUAGCUACCCAAAUCCACUUUGGAUUGGCAUCAACAAGCAAGGUGUCAGCUUAAUAGACCCAACAUCAAAGGAGCUGCUGGUCAUGCAUCAGUUUAACCGCAUCAUAGAGUACUACAGCAAGGGCAACUCCUUCACCAUGACCAUCGGCACCUUGGUGAGGGGAAACAGCUUCGUCUGUGAAACCUCACAGGCGGACCAAAUGGAGGACCUUAUCAGAUCGUACGUCAGCAUGUAUGAGAGGCAGAUACAGGACUUUCGACCGAGGAACGCAGUCAAUCAACUUUUGUUUAUAUAGCACUUCUCAAACAACUGAAAUGCAACACAAAGUGCUUUACAACAGUUAAAAACAUUACAGAAAACCAGAGGAGAAAAGCCGUCCCUCUUUACAUUAAAUAUAUUUGUCUGCUUUAAAUGUCAUAUAAUAUUUUGACUUGUUGUUGAUGUCAGUUCUUCUUAACAUUCACCGCUGUAAGAACUAUUGCAUUUCACAAACCUCUACUGAAAUUCAUGCAAAUACGGUGGUUUCAAACACCCCCCCAUCUUAAAGUAUUUUUCUUAAACAGUGGUUUGGCAGUAGUUGUUCUCCUUCAUGUGCUAGAUUACUUCUGAUUUUACUCAAUUAGAUCACACAUUUCAAAUCUCCUCGGUCUCACAAUCAGUCACAAGCAGUCUUUGCCGUGUUUUCGAGACAUAUAUACAUAAAUUUAUAUUUAAAUUUCCACUUCAUAAUUAGCAAGAACAUUUUCCUUUCUUUCUCUGGCAAUACAACCAGGCUCCAACAAUCACAUUUAUGAUUUUAUCUGGAGACAUUAAACGCAUGCUACCUAUUACACUUUAAAUGUUUUGCUGUAUUCUGCACCCAGUUAUCCACCUGUCUUAUCUGCUUUGUUACUGGUAAUUAUCUUCAUUGUUGAGGGGUUUUAUUUCAUUUUAUUUUUGUACUAUAAUUGUCUGAUUCUGUGUGCCUCAGUCUUGAAAUGCUGUAAUCCUGGUAUUACAAUUUAAAGCACUGUGUAGCUUUGUAUUUGAAAGUGCUGUACAAAAAACAUUAUUAUUAUUUAUUUUACAGGAGUUUAUGAUACAGUAUAAUGCUGGCCUAAAAUACACCAGAUUACUGUUGACCAAAAAAAUCACUGAAACUGAUCAAAUACAUGGUUUUACCUGACAGUGAAAUUCUGUAUCAAAACAUGUUUAACUGUCAAUUGAAAGAAAAAUAUUCAUCUAGCUUCAAUCAGCUCGACGGCUACAUUGGUGAUUUACAUUUCUAAUACAUUUUACACUGAGAAAGUGUGCCGUAAAGAACAAUUACAGCUCAUACCUUAUAUUUAUGAUGUAUUUGCAGUUAAGACCUAUUGUGUUUUCCACCAUAUUGUCCUCUGUGGUUCUUUUUAAAAUAGUGUAUGAACAGCCUGAGUGUGAUGACUGUCUGGUGUAUAUGUCACACAUUCGUUACUAAAAUGCAGUCAUUUGUACAAUAAAUAAUGGCUGAACUGGG